CCGCGUUCUGGCCAUCAACACUUAUACCUUGUCCACACUAAAAUUAAUCAAUUCUACCUGUCGCUCCUCCAACGUCACGAUAUGAUAACAUUCAUACCCAAAGUCUUUUGUUAAUCAUUUAUGGAAUAUAUCUGCCAGUUCAAUUCCUAAUAUCUUACCUGUCAAGCAACUGGCCUGUGCCAACUCGAUUUACCUUCCUCGAAUCCGAACCUAGGUACCUAAGGCUUGAGCUCGUCGCAGCUACAUCUUGUUACCGGUCCUAUGAAUCCGCCGUAGCAGACUCGAACACGCGUUCAGAUACUUCCAAACUAUGUAUCUGCCACGCGAUCUCAUAUCAAAACUCUACACUCACCUCCAGAACACCCGACAUCCCCUAUCACCCCCGGUCCUCAUUCUUGUCGCCCUUGAACCCGACGCUCUCUGUGCCUGUCGCAUUUUAACACGGCUUCUCAAACAUGAUUAUAUACCACACAAGAUUCACCCCGUGUCCGGAUAUGGAGACCUUGAACGCGUUGGCCAGGACCUCGUCGGUCCCAUGAUGGAGAGCCGUGGAGGGAGUGGAGGGGUUGUCGUGUGUCUUGGCGUAGGCGGUAUGGUGGACAUGGGAACUAUUUUAGGCCUCGAGACUGAAGGCGAAGGGUCGAGUUUCAGCGGUGUUGAAGUCUGGGUUAUAGACUCGCAUCGGCCGUGGAACCUUGGCAAUGUUUUCGGCGGAUAUCCACUCGAACCCACUUCCGGUGCCGUCACGAGCUACCAAGCCCGCGCCCCCAGUGGUGUAGCUUCAGGCCGAGUAGGCAACUCGUAUAAACCUGGAAAGGGUGGCAUUAUUGUAUUCGACGACGGUGACAUCGAAGAAGGGCUCAAAGCCGAACGAGACGCGUAUCUGGCGCUAAUUGACAUGCCUGAUAUUGAAGAUAAUGGCGAGCCGUAUGGGGAAAGUGAUUCUGAAAGUGAAGGUGAAGGUGAGGUAGAGGCAGAGGUCCACUCGCCACGUUCUGGUAAGAAGAGAAAGUCUUGGUCGGAUCGGGAUGAUGAGAGUAGCGGUGACGAGGAUGACCGACCUCGACAAAGGAGAAGGAGUAAUUCUUCUACCCCAAUUCCGGAGUCCCCGCAACGUCCGGCCCAGCGCGGACUGAUUUCAAUACGGGAUUCCGAUCUGAUCAGAUCGGACGACCUGGAAAAUCCGCCGUCUGCAGCCCAACCUCCUAAAGGCCCGUCAGCCCGCACCCUUCGGAGACGACUGCUACGAAUGCGGAAUGAGAACGAAGGCAUCCUUCGGAAGUACUACAGAAUGGGAUCUUCUUACUCGGAGCCUAUUAGUGCAAUGAUUUACUCUCUAGCAUCAGAGUUGGGCCGGGAAGACAAUGACUUGCUUUGGCUAACUAUCGUUGGCGUCACGUCCAUGGAACUUUAUGGUCGCUCUUCAGCCGGCUUAGCUGUCAUGGUCCGCGGUUCAGAUUCUAGACCGUCAAAUGGCUGGAUGGGCGUUCGUGGCGCCCGGAUACGACAACUCCUGCGGGACGAAGUGAGGCGCCUUAACCCACCGGAAAUGGGCAGACUCUCAGUGUCAGAUGGUGCUGGAAUUAUCCCUACCACAGCUCGAAACCCAGAGGACACGAGUAUUCGAUUAUCCCCCGAACCAAAAUUCCUACUGAUUAGACAUUGGAGCCUCUAUGAUAGUAUGCUACAUUCACCAUAUCUCUUCUCAAGACUGCGUAUUUGGAGCGAGAGCGGCAUCAAACGUUUACACAAGCUGCUUGCCAAAAUGGGCGUGAGCCUGGUCCAAUGCAAACAGAGCUAUACACACAUGGAUAUGAUGCUGAAAAAGGAGCUACGUACGAAGCUACUGAAGUAUGCAUCUUUAUAUAAUCUCGACGAUAUGGUACCUGCGGUGGAAACAGAUGUCAGGGAUCGAGCAGGGGCCAAGGACGGAUGGGGGUUUGUCCGGAGCUGGGGUUGGCGAGCCACGCUCAGCGCUCAAGACGUCGGGGUGAUCAUUGGCGCUUUGCUUGAGGUAGGCAAACAUAAUACGGUGGCCGGUGAGGAUAGCCGCUCCCGAGCAAGUCAAAUACAGGACCUCGAAGAUGAAGGUGGAGUGGCCGAGACCCAGGAAUGGGUUAGUCGCUUUUGGGGAGCGUAUGAUGCUCUUGAAAACAUCGAUGCUCUAAAAGCUGGCCUUCCCACAGCGAAAGAACUUCAUCGCGCUAUCUUUCGAACGGGAACCACACUGAUUGGCAAAAGACAAAUAAAGCAUUUACAUGCUUUCCGUCUUUGCGUUAUCAAAGACGGACCGGACGUUCCUCUGUUUACACACCCCGCAGCGCUUACGAAGCUCGCUCUUUGGGUUGGUGAGGCCCUUGCUGAGCAGGAAAAAGAUGCCAAUGGGAAACUGGCACAUGGCGGACGCGGUACACCGCUCGUUGUAGCAAGUUUAAACGAGAAGCGAGGUGUCUAUGUUGUGGUUGGUACCGGUGGCGGCGGCGGACCCGAUCUAGCGUUCCUAGAUAAGGAAGCAGCCAAAAAGAAACAAGCUGCUAAGGAAGCCAAGCUUAAGGAACGGGAACAGAAGCAACGGAUCAGGGAAAAGAUCAAGGAAGAGAAACGCGCUGCAAGGGCCGCAGCUGGCGACGACGAUGACGAGGAAGAAACAGAAUCCGAAGACAGCGAUGGAUCAGACUCGGAUUCAGAGGACGAAGUUGAAGAGCAUAAAGACCGUGGCUAUGGACUGAACAAGUUCGGCACCGCCUUCCAGGAUGUGGUUAACGAGACAAACGCCCGCGUGCGAAUCGACAGCUUUGAGCACUGCGUGGUCGAGGUUCGGAAGGAUGACCUCGGCGGGUUCCUCGAGAGCCUAAGCCAAAAGACCGUCGUCGGAUGAUUCUUCACGACAGUCUUUCAAUCUACCAUGAUACUCCAGAGCGUUGGCGCGAGACUUAGCGUUCUACUUAAUAAGCUACGAAAUAUGUGCCACUUUUUUGUCCGCUGAAGAUACCUCAUGAGAAGCGAUAUGGGCGUCUGCUAUAUAGCAUGGUGGAGCUUGGACGAUGCAUGAACGACGGACGGGAUAUUGGGCUGGCGUUUGGUUCCGACUUUGUAAAUACUCCGCCGAGCUGUGAGUUAGGGGGUGGUUCAUUCAAUUAUUUGAUACAUACCUAGGUACAUAUCAUCAUCGUGGAAUAUAUGCAUACAUCAUCGAACAUAAACGGGUCUUUCACUGCUAGAGGUGUUCAAUAGUCUAUAUAAUAUAGUCGUAUCAGUCUG
This is a messenger RNA of Daldinia decipiens, 3261 nucleotides long. RefSeq names its product CDC45-like protein. Gene Ontology annotation, biological process: double-strand break repair via break-induced replication; mitotic DNA replication preinitiation complex assembly; DNA replication initiation. The transcript has 3 exons. Gene Ontology annotation, cellular component: DNA replication preinitiation complex. The record is from RefSeq and is a predicted model, not a curated record. Gene Ontology annotation, molecular function: chromatin binding; DNA replication origin binding; single-stranded DNA binding. NCBI's taxonomy places the organism in Eukaryota, Fungi, Ascomycota, Sordariomycetes, Xylariales, Hypoxylaceae. Bases 311 to 2878 code for a protein of 855 amino acids.